Molecule: messenger RNA, 954 nt
Organism: Penicillium waksmanii
Lineage: Eukaryota; Fungi; Ascomycota; Eurotiomycetes; Eurotiales; Aspergillaceae
Product: signal recognition particle receptor subunit beta
Exons: 2
Coding region: 1-954 (317 amino acids)
Source: RefSeq, a predicted model, not a curated record
AUGUCGACUCAGGCCAACUGGACCUCGUUGACAGGAAUCCUCACCUUCCUCUUCGAAGGGAGUUUGAGCGCCAUUGCCGUUGCAAUCCUCAUCACCUUUGGCGUUCCUGUCCUUCUUCACAUCGUCUUCUUCCGCUCGGUGGCGUCACCGCCAUCCAGUAACUUCCUCCUACUUGGACCGAGUGGUGCGGGCAAGACUGCCUUUACGACUUUGCUCGAAGCAAAAUCAACGCCCGCCUCCAAAAAGUCCCAAACAACCCACACAUCCCAAACCUCAACCCUGAUAUCCGUCACCCUCCCACCAUCCGUACCCACAGGGAGCAACCGCUACAGAUCCAUAAACGACCCCAGUCUAAAAGAAGCAACCCGCAACCCAGUCCGAUACCGGUUGAAGGACACGCCCGGUCAUGGCAAACUACGCCAAACCCAAGGCAUCGCCGAACUAGUCUCGAUGUCAACCAGCAAGGAUCUCAAGACCAAGAUUCGCGGACUGUUAUUCAUGGUCGAUACCGCUGCUCUAGUCGACGAAGCCACCCUUCGCGAUACAGCGAGUUAUCUGCACGAUGUAUUGCUAGUGCUCCAGCAACGUGCGCUGGGUAAGGGGAAAUCUUCUACGAAGCGGGAUGCGGAAAUUCCGGUUCUUAUUGCGGGGAAUAAGCAGGAUUUGUUUACGGCUUUGCCGGCUGGGUCUGUGAGGGAGAAACUUGAAGGGGAGAUUGAGAGGAUUCGGAAGUCGAAGAGUACGGGGUUGAUGGAUGCUGGUGGUGGUGGUGGUGAGGAGGAGGAAGAGGAGGUGCUUGGUGAUGAUGAUGGGAAGGGGGUUUUUAGUUUUAAGUUGCUUGAGCAGGUUGGGAUUAAGGUUGAUGUUGUUGGUGGUGCGGUUAAGGGGGAUGCUGAGGAGGAAAUUGGGUCUGGUGUUAGGAGGUGGGAGGAGUGGAUUGGGAUGUGUCUGUGA